CAGUCCGGCACCAGGGACCUGUAUGAGGAGCUGAGGACCUGAGCGAUGCCCGCCCUCACCUCAGUGCACUUGACCCCCUACUGUGGACAAAUGAAGCCCAGCUGGUUUGCUGCUUCCCUGGGGCCCAAUUCUGUGUUUGGGUUUCCAGGGGUUAAAGAGACGCUGUCGCAGCCCAAGGUGAUGCCGCCGAACAUCACGGUGGUGGAGAGCUGGACCCUCAAGUCCACGUGCGAGACCCCCACUGGCACCAAGACGCUGCUGUGGGACCAUGACGACUCUGUCCUUGUGCCUGGCGGCUGCGUGGGGCUGUCCCCGGGAAACCGGGCCCUGACGGUGUUGGGGGUCAGCCAGGACGAUGCUGGUAAUUACACUUGUGAGGUCAGGAACCCCGUCAGCCACAACCGCAGUCGCCCUGUCACCGUUACGGUUGUGUAUGGGCUGGAUGCUGCCACUGUCGCCCCGCCAGGGCUCUUGGACCAGGCUGUAGGCUCCGGGCUGGGGCUGACAUGAGAAGCCGGCUCCUUGCCGGCCCUGCGAUACAGGUGGUUUCAUAAUGAUACUGCGCUGCCCAACGUGAAGGCAACCGUGACCAUGGCCACGCUGCAGCGGGGCCAGCAGCCCCUGUAGCAGGGCAUGUACUGCUGCGAGGCGCACAACCCUGUCACCAGGCUCACGGCCGCCAGCUGCCCCCUGGACCUCCCCCAUCUCCUCUCUCUGUCUCUGACCUGCCCCUUUCUCCCCGCAGACACUGCAGCCCAGAGCCCAGGACCUGUACUGGGAGCUGAGGACCUGAGCAAGGUCCCUCCCCCCCCGCCCCCAUGCAUGCUGGGAGCCCCGGUGUACUUGACCCCCCCUCUGCAGCCAAAUAAAGCCCAGCUGGUUUGCUGCCUCCCUGGGCCCCGAUCCUGUGUUCAGGCCUUCCAGGAUUCAAAGGUCAAGGUGGGCUUUGGCACCUUGGAAAUGCGGUGUCAAGGUUGAGGAGGCAUCUCUGCCUCCUUCCCUCCCAGCACCUGGAGAGGACCCAGGAGUCCGGGCCCAUAGCUUGUGUUGCCCUGAGGGGUCAGGCCAACUCUCAGGAUCUCAAUAUUGUGCUGUUAGACAGGAGGGUGUGGUGUACAAUUGCACAGGCACACACUCAAAAAUCACACUCUAGGUGUAUGAACCCCCACCAGGCACGCACACGCACACUACCAAUUCAGGCACAUACACAUCCAAAAUUACCAGCUUGGGCAAAUGCACGCCUAUCUCCAAUUCAGGCACCUACACACACUAUACAGACCAAAAGAAAUUAGAGCAGAAUCAACUACCAAUACCUGCACACCCAAUACACGUACAUGGAUCAGUAAUCCGUAUAUCAUGCACACAGUGACAUACAUGUAUAUCAGUUCACAUACAUAUCACUCACCUACACACACACACAGGUGAGUUCCUAACCUGGGUGUUGUGGUGUGUAUGUAUGUGCUUGGUGUACUUGCGAUACCUGGGGGAAGGUUAAGGUAAGGGAGAGUGAAAGUGUAGGGGGUGAAAGUCACCGGGACUGGGAUUAGAACUGGUAGACUAAAAUGAGAACUGGGUUGAGAAGCUGAGGCUUGGGGUUACUUUAGGUCACUGCUGAUGGAGACUGAGAUAAAAGCUGCCAGUGCUGGGAUUAGAACUGGCAGACUGGAGGGGCGUUGGGGUAAUUUAAGGUUAAUUGGUGUUAAUUGAAAGCAGAAAACAGGCAGAGCAAAGGAGUAAUGCUGGGGAAAAGCCCGGAGGCUGGAGCCGGAGCAAGGAGGCUACAGGGGAGCCAAGAGGUACGUGGGGACAGGAAAACUGGGAGUGGGGCUGGGGGGAGGCUGGAGAACACAGAGAGAGAAGGCAGAGAAAAAUGGGGAUUGUGCAGAUGUGGCAAGAGGCAAAAAGUGGCGGGAGGAGAGUGAGAGCUGAGGGACAGAGAGACAGAGCCUGGAAUUUAGGACAGGGAAGGGGCCAGGGCUCAGUAAAACAUACCCAACUCGGGGUUACGAGUGAUAGUGGUUUUAUUGAACAGGGGAGACGGUGACACAAUAUUUUAUUGGUUCCUUUGUGCAUGUGUGCGCACACACACACACACACACACACACACACACACACUGGCAGCAGGGGUUAAAAGAGGCUUGGU
Molecule: messenger RNA, 2143 nt
Organism: Alligator mississippiensis (American alligator)
Lineage: Eukaryota; Metazoa; Chordata; Crocodylia; Alligatoridae
Product: carcinoembryonic antigen-related cell adhesion molecule 6
Exons: 3
Coding region: 46-510 (154 amino acids)
Source: RefSeq, a predicted model, not a curated record